Cantharellus anzutake is the source of this 2286-nucleotide messenger RNA. Its product is annotated as PLP-dependent transferase. Gene Ontology annotation, cellular component: endoplasmic reticulum. Gene Ontology annotation, molecular function: pyridoxal phosphate binding; sphinganine-1-phosphate aldolase activity. The transcript has 16 exons. The record is from RefSeq and is a predicted model, not a curated record. The coding region runs from base 325 to 1971 and encodes 548 amino acids. Gene Ontology annotation, biological process: sphingolipid catabolic process; carboxylic acid metabolic process. Lineage: Eukaryota; Fungi; Basidiomycota; Agaricomycetes; Cantharellales; Hydnaceae.
CCAAGUCUUCUUCUAAAUCCUUGCAUCUGGUAUUGAGCUUUGAAAACGUGUUUAUGCGCUGCUGGUCCUCCCAGUCAACCUCUGGAGCAUCCGUCUCCUCCUCUGCAGGCGUUAACUUUGGAUAGAUGGAUAAGGUGUCUGACUCUGUAGCUCAUGAAUGAGGUUUACUGCACCAUACGCAUCUCGAAUUUCCAGGAACCGUCAAACUGAUGCACAGCCACCGUAUCCCUAAGAUUUCCUGCGCUUGUUUCUCCUUCCUCCUGUUGAUACAUAGGGGCCAGCGACCUGCCCCUCCCUUAUCCUCAGUGCCUUCCAUCCUGUCGGAUGGCAUCUCAUGGCAUCUCUCUUUCAGCCUUGGUCUCUCUGCUGCGCAAAGCCGCUACCGGCUCAACUUCGUUAGACCGUCUAAAAAAUAUUCUGUCCAUCUACGUGGCAGUGGUGUACAGCUGCAGGGCCUACAGACACGUACUCGCUAGGGGUGCGCGAGAGUCGGUCAAUGAUGUAUGGUUAACACUGGUCCGAUUCUUUGUAUCACUGGCAAUGCGCUUUCCGUCUGUCCGGAAGAAAAUCGAAACAGAAAUGGGAAAGGCAAGGAGCGAAAUCGAAGCCAAACUGGUGCCUUCAGGUCCUUCUGUGACACGACACCUGGCGCUACCGGCGGUUGGUCGAUCCCUUGAGUGGAUUGUUGCCGAAAUGAAUAGUAUGGACGAGGAGUCGGUUACCAAGACAGAUUGGAAAGAUGGGAGAGUGUCUGGUGCAGUGUAUCAUGGUGGCGAAGACCUUGAGAAAGUCAUCACCACUACUAUGAGCAAGUAUAUUUUUAGCAACCCUUUGCACCCUGAUGUUUUCCCAGCGAUUAGGAAAAUGGAAGCUGAAGUCGUUUCCAUGUGUCUUCGAAUAUACAAUAAUCCAAAUGGGGCUGGUACGACAACAUCAGGAGGCACCGAAUCGAUCCUUAUGUCCGUCAAGACACAUCGGGACUGGGCUCGGAGCGUCAAACGCGUAACUGAACCUGAAAUGGUUGUUCCGAGCACUGCCCAUGCAGCGUUCUGGAAGGCUGCGCACUUCUUAGGGGUCAAGAUUCAUCGCAUCCCGGUUGAUCCUAUCACCAGAAAAGUUGAUUUGCGCAGGGUCCAUCGAGCAAUAAAUUCGAAUACUAUCAUGCUCGUCGGGUCUGCUGUAAAUUUUCCGGACGGGAACAUGGAUGACAUUGUCGCUUUGGGUGCCCUCGCGAAACGCGGCAAUGUAGGUCUUCAUGUGGAUUGCUGCCUAGGAUCGUUCAUUGUUCCAUUCCUUGAAGAGGCAGGGUUCCAAAUGGACUUAUUCGACUUCAGGGUAGAGGGCGUCACCGCUAUUUCUUGUGAUACGCACAAGUACGGGUUCGCCCCUAAAGGCUCUUCUGUCAUCAUGUACCGAAAUGCGGAGUUGCGACGUUAUCAAUACUCGAUUAUGGCUGAUUGGACUGGUGGAGUAUAUGGGACACCUGCUAUUGCCGGUUCACGGCCUGGAGCGAUUCUUGCGGGAACCUGGGCAGCCAUGCAGCAUGUAGGGCAGAGUGGUUACCUCGAAUCCUGUCGCUCUAUUGUCGGCUGCUGUAAAGCGAUCCAACAAAGAAUUAGAGAUGAAAUACCUGAAUUAUUCAUCAUCGGGAAUCCACCAGCUUCGGUGUUCGCGUUUGGGUCCAAAGUGAUGAAUCCACUGGCUGUCGGAGAUGCUAUGUCCAAGAGGGGCUGGCAUCUAAAUGCGCUGGGAGAUGGUAUUGGAGUGCACCUGGCAUGCACUCGCCUCACAGUGCCUAAUCAAGAGCAGUUCAUUGCGGAUUUGAAAGAUGCCGUGGCCGAAGUCAAGGUCUCACCAGCACAGGGGGGGACCAUGGUUGCAGUUUAUGGGCUAGGGAGUUCAACGGUUGUAGGACCUAAUAUGGUUACGGAACUGGCUAGCUCAUUCCUGGAUGUGAUGUACAAAGCCUAGGUGACAUGACGCGAUCGCGGCCCCUUUGUUCCUGGCUACCGAAUGUGUGCAACACCAGCGCCCUUCUGCACCGCGUGGCAUCAGCUCCACAUUGGUCAAAUUUCCUCUACUCAGCUGAUUCCAUAGGCUCCACUUUCCCAGAAUAUAAGAAUUGUUGCCUUUUCCUUUUUCUUACGGGUCCUGGCAUUUCAUUCUUCGCAGCCUGGUUGUAGGUGACUGCUACGAUACACGUGGAUUCUUGUGUAAAUCCCGUUCUCCUUCGAACUGAAUUGGUGAAGGUAUCAAUUUUAAUCGCCAUUCUGGCCUCGGCGUCGG